Molecule: messenger RNA, 765 nt
Organism: Babesia bigemina
Lineage: Eukaryota; Apicomplexa; Aconoidasida; Piroplasmida; Babesiidae
Exons: 1
Source: RefSeq, a predicted model, not a curated record
AUGGGAUUUUUGUAUUAUUUGCUUAAGGAUGUCAGCGAGAAACAGCCUUACAAGGUGGGUAAAAAUGACUUAAAACAGUUUGUUGACACUGUACUUUUUAAGAAAUUAUCCACCGGGCGUAAGGGUUUUGAGGUCAUUGAGCGGGUGGCGGGGAAGGUGGGGGAGUAUAAUGGUAAAGUAAAAACGUCGAAUGAAAAUGUUACCAGGCCUAUAAUUAAGCUUCGAGCAGACAUGGAGAAACUUGAAAAUGAGGUAAGUAAAAUUUUAGAAAAUGACGCUGUUUCAGGUGCGACCAAGAAAUCCGUACAGGCUGUGACGUACAGUGAGGAGCAGGUCAAGCAAGCUGUUAUCGACAUUAAUAAAUUACUUAACGAUUGUAAAUUUCAUGGUAAAGAUUAUAACAAUCAUUUAGACAUGGCGCACAAUAGUGAGAACAUGAAAAACGCAAUUAAUGAUCUUAAUUUUAAAUUACGUGACCGUGUUCUUAUAGCCACUAAGGCAGUGAAACAUGAGAGUCAACGACUCAACGAGUUGUCAGAUAAAGCGUGGGCAGACUUCAGAAGUAUGAAGAAGUGUAUCAGUCGUGAAAUGCAGAGUCUUAAUAAGAGCGUGAAUCUAACAAUCAGUGAGCGAAUAGGAAUGCUGCUAGACGAUGUGAAUCAGAAAGCGACAGAUAUUCUUAGACAGUUACAUGAGAUGAGAAAGAAGUUCCAGGAUUACGUCCUUAAGUUAAACGACUGGAUUGUGGCUGCCAAAAAGUCAGAG